Pelagomonas calceolata is the source of this 1292-nucleotide messenger RNA. The record is from the annotation of a GenBank genome assembly. Lineage: Eukaryota; Pelagophyceae; Pelagomonadales; Pelagomonadaceae.
AUAUUGAACGCAUACGUAUCGCGCUGUUAUCGCGGGCGUGGGAGAACGUCUGCAAGCUGGAAAAGCUCUAAAAGUAGCCUUGCAGCCUCCAGGACCAGUAGCACGGGUCAAAGUUGCAAGCGCAGACGCUCAGGCACCCUGCAACCCAAAAGGACCCAAAACGCAUCCUUGCAAAAGGCAAAGAUGACGCCCCUGCAGGAGGGCCUCCUCGGCACUAUCAUAAUCGCGAUAGCUAUAUGGAGUGAACCGCUCGCCAUCAAAAUAGGCUACCUCGACGAAGACUUCACGUCGCGGCUCUUCGACGCGGCCCCACCCGCGGAGACCUGGGGCACGAUGUUCGCGCCCGCGCGGGGCUUCGAGCGUUACAUUGCCUACGAGAUGUUAAGGGCAUUAGCGACGCACCUCGGCGCCUUUUAUUUACUCGGCGCCGUGCGCGACAAGUGGGCCGCGGCGAAGACGGCGGACAAGCGCCAAAUCCUGUCAAGGGGCGUCAUGAACGUGCUGUUUUUGGCGGCCUGCGGGUAUCGAGGCCUCAUGAUGUGGCGGGGCUGGUACGUCGAAGCGGGGUGGCCCUCGAUCCCGGCAGCUUUACAGCACGUCCACUCCGCAUUAACGGUGGGCUGCACCGCUACGGAGGGAAACUGGAUGACCUUCUGGAAGUCCAGUGAUGGUACCGGCUGCGCCCCUCUCAGAUUUGUGCCCCAGACGGCGCACGAGCGGUUAUAUGACUACGACGCCGACUUCCAAAGGUUAUCCGUGGUCAUGUUCGCCUUCCAGUGGAAGAAUUUGUUGGAUUCGGUCUAUUUCGACGACGGGUUGAUCUUUGUGAUCCACCACAGCGUGGUCAUUGUGGUGUCAUUAUUUGCGCUACACCCCUUCUCGCAUUUAUAUGGGUCCUUCUUCUUCGGCGUGUCCGAGGUGUCUACGACGGUGCUGGCUGUUGUCGCAUUAUUUGAUGCCGAGCACGGCGUCGAGGAGCUCGAGCGGGACUUUCCCAAUACACGGCUCGUGAUUGGUGGCGUUUUUGCCGUCUCAUUUUUCAUAGUACGCGGGAUCAUCUGGCCCUACCUCACGUACUUUUACUGUCGGGACGGCUUCCGCAUUUUGGAUAAUGACCCGGACAUCCACUCGCGGUUUUUGGUCAAGCUCUUCAUGGGCGGCCUUCUGACGCUCAGCGUGAUGCAGGUCAUCUGGCUCGGGCAGAUCGUGCUGAAAUUGCGGGAGGAGCUCGGGGGCAUGUUGUCGUCGUCGAAGGCGAAGGCGGCGUAGGGCGCGUAAGUAUGCUAUAGAGC